CCAAGAGCAACGCAGCGAGAGCCAUAAGAACCAGCAGCCAGUCAAAAUGCCCGCAGACAUUGUCAUCCUCGGCGGCGGCAUCAUCGGCGUCAGCACGGCGUACUACCUCGUCUCGCACCCGUCCAAACCGAGCGUCACAUUGAUCGAGAACACGUCCAUCGCGGCGGCAGCAAGCGGCAAGGCAGCCGGCUUCAUCGCGCGCGAGGCGGCGUGGCAUUACCCCGCGACCGAGGGCCUCGCGCGCCUGUCGUUCAAGGCGUUCCAAGAGCUUGCGAGCAAGUACAACGGCACGCGUGAUUUCGGCUGGCGCCAGUUCUCCGCCGCGACCGGCGUGCUGGUAGGCACGAAAGAGGACGGAAAGAUGAGCGAGUACCGAAACCUCCCCAACUCGCGCGCACUGGACGGCAGCGAGCGCCCCGCGUGGACGCACGGCAGGCGCGUCGACCUCAGCGGCAAGGGCGAGGGCAACAUGGGCCAGGUCCUGCCGCUCGAGUUCACCCGCAGACUCCACGCCGAGGCGACCCUCCUCGGGCUCAAGACCAUCAUCGGCACCCCGCUCGCGCGCAACGCCGCGUCGCAGACCAUCAUCACCGACGUCGGGUCGUACCACUACGACAAGCUGAUCAUCGCCGCGGGGCCAUGGAGCGCCGAGCUUUGCCGCACGCUCGCUAUCCCCCCAGUGCCGGUGGGCACGCUCCCAGGCCACUCGGUGCUCAUCCGCCCGCUCAUGCCGCCCGUGUACAAGGGCAUCCUGCCCGCCGAGGCCAUCCUCGCCGGGCUGGGCGCGACGUCCAACGACCUCGGCCACGGGCCGGGCCACUCGGCGCGCGUCGACCACAGCAAGGUCGACCCGACCGACCCCGCCGCGGAGCCGUACGGCCUGACGAAGAACAUUGAGUUUUACCCCCGCCCCGACAACACAAUCUACGGCGCGGGCGAGAACGCCAUCCCCGCCCCGCGCGGCCUGCGCGAGAUCGACAACAACCGCCUGCCGCCGACCGCGGCCGACGUGCCCAAGCUGCUCGACGCGACGCUCAUCGCGCGCAUGCUCCGUGCGAGUCGUGUCGUCAGCGACUCGCUCGACGUCGAGAAGGGCGCCGAGCUGAUCAAGGCGGACUUCUGCUACCGCCCCGUGUGUGCCGACAAGGUGCCGGUCAUCGGCCGCUGGGCCAAGGACAUCUACGUCAGCGCGGGCCACGGACCAUGGGGCAUCACGCUCGCGCCGGGCUCGGGCAUCGUGCUCUCCGAGCUCGUGCUCGCCGACCUUGCUGGCACGCGGGCGCACCUCAGCGCGGACAUUAGCGGGCUCGACCCGCACCGGUUUGACGGGGCCAAGUUGUAGACAGUGGGGAUAUGAAAGGGAUACAGCAGUUCA
Molecule: messenger RNA, 1375 nt
Organism: Vanrija pseudolonga
Lineage: Eukaryota; Fungi; Basidiomycota; Tremellomycetes; Trichosporonales; Trichosporonaceae
Product: Putative oxidoreductasec
Exons: 5
Coding region: 47-1342 (431 amino acids)
Biological process (GO): retrograde transport, endosome to Golgi
Cellular component (GO): late endosome; cytoplasm
Molecular function (GO): oxidoreductase activity
Source: RefSeq, a predicted model, not a curated record